AUGAAGGAGGGCUACGAUGGGGGGGCAAUGGCGGAGAGCCCCCUGGGGCAGCAUCUCGUGAAGAUGAUCGGAAAUGUUUGCUUCUCCUUCUUCGCCCUGUCCGUCCUGAUCUUCACCGUCAUCGCCGUCACCUACCAGCCCGCGGAUCCCUGGUUCGACUCCACCAAGGCCCUCGUCAGCCGCUCCUUCUCCCAGACCCUCUCCAACUCCACAUUCCAGACGGACACCUCGCUCCUCACCACCGCCGAGGACCAGGCCGCCGCCGCUCCCUCCGCCGACCCCACUCCGCCGCCGCCCUCGGCGACGCUGCUCGCCGGCCCCAACGCCUCGUCUGCCCUACUGUGCGACGGCGGAGAGGGGGAUCUGCCCUUCAACUGCUCCCACCCAGGCGUCCUCGACGCCAUCCGCAGGUCCCACGCGAAGAACUUCAAGUCUCUGAUCUUCAUCUCCUACGAGUCCCCCGUCGCCGGCUCGUCCCCCGACAGAUGCGAGGUGGCGUGGUGGUUCCGCAACCGGCGGGAGAAGUCAUGGCGGAGAUAUCGCGACUACCGCUGGUUCGUCCUCACCCCCGGCGAGAACUGCACAUUCAAGGUCACCAACGUUGGGAAGUACAGAUCCGGCGGCAAGGCCGGCGGCCAGAACAGGCGGAGCAAGGUCGCCGGCGGCGCCGCCCCCAAUUCUUCACCUCUGUUGAAGGUCGCCGACGCCGACAUCAACGAUACCAUCCCCGUGGUCAGAUCUGAGUCGGAAUUCAAGAAGGGGCGGUACCUGUACUACUCCCGAGGAGGGGACUACUGCAAGGGGAUGAAUCAUUUCCUGUGGAGCUUCCUCUGCGGCCUCGGGGAGGCGCAGUUCCUGAACAGGACGUUCGUGAUGGAUCUGAGCAUCUGCCUGUCCUCCUCCACCAAUCCGAACAAGAAAGACGAAGGGAAGGAUUUCAGAUUGUACUUCGAUUUCGAGCACCUCAAGGAGUCGGCGUCGAUCGUGGAGGAAGGGGAGUUCCUGAGGGACUGGAAGAAGUGGGAUCAGCCGUCUAGCGGCGGGAAGAAGCAGCGCCGCCAGAGCAUCGCGGUGAGGAAGGUGGCGACCUACAAGGUGACGCCAAUGCAGCUGAAGAAAGAUCAGAGCACCAUUCUCUGGCGGCAGUUCCCAGGGCCAGAGCCAGAGAACUACUGGUACAGGGUCUGCGAGGGGAGGGCCGCCAAUUUCGUGCACAGACCAUGGCAGGCGAUCUGGAAGUCCAAGAGGCUGAUGAACGUCGUUUCUCAGAUCGCCGGGAAGAUGGACUGGAACUACGACGCAGUUCACGUCGUCCGAGGGGAGAAGGCCAUGAACAAGGAGCUCUGGCCCAACCUAGAUGGGGACACCUCUCCCGACGCGCUCGUCGACAAGCUCACCAAGGUCAUCCAGCCACGGCGGAACCUCUACAUCGCCACCAACGAGCCCUUCUAUCACUACUUCGACAAGCUGAGAUCCCACUUCACGGUGCAUCUCCUCGACGACUUCAAGGACCUCUGGGGAAACCAGAGCGAGUGGUACAAUGAAACCAGAGAGCUCAGCGACGGCCGGCCGCCGGAGUUCGACGAGCACAUGAGGGUGGCGGUGGACACAGAGGUGCUCUACAGGGCGAAGACCCGGGUCGAGACCUUCAACAACUUGACGAGGGACUGCAAGAACGGCAUCAACUCUUGCUGA
Molecule: messenger RNA, 1695 nt
Organism: Spirodela intermedia
Lineage: Eukaryota; Viridiplantae; Streptophyta; Magnoliopsida; Alismatales; Araceae
Source: the annotation of a GenBank genome assembly